CCGCCCCCCAGCCCGCUCUACUGCCGACUUCCGCGCAGGUCCCUCGUGCCGCUGAUAGUUCGUGGGAGGUGUUUGUCCUGAAAGCCCCCAAGUGAUGCCCGAUUUGUCCCUUUAAAGGCACCGCGAGACGCCCGGUCGAGUCUAACGAGGGGUCCUCCGUGGUCUCCGAGUCUGCGCUACAAGCAACCCACAGAAGAAGAAACCCACAGCAACCCCUCACUCCCCCCAUUCGCCCCCCUCUGUGUCGCUAUCAGUGGCAGAUGGAUGCCAGAUGGACACUUUUGGUCGCUGGGAUUCCCAGAACUCUUUGCCCGCCCCUCUUUUAUCCGAAAGCCGACACGACGUGGGUCAGAAGCGUCGUAUAACGGGAGCAGGCGGAGGAGGCCGCUUUGCCAGGAAUGAAGCCCACCACGCAGAAGGGGUGAAGAUCCUGGAGGACUGCACGGGAUGGGCAACACAAGCAAGAAUAAGCCCGGCCAGAAGAUGGCAAUUUUCGGUGCCAUCUUCCUUGUGAUGACGCUCCUCAUCCUCUACAGCUCCAACAGUGGCAAUGAAAGCUUCCGCUACAUCCCGCUGAAGGGCGCCCUGGGCUAUCACCUCCAUGGCCGCACAUCCAAUCUAAAGCAGUGGGCAGAUGGCAAUGGCUACCUUCCGGUCUAUGGAAACAAGACGAUGCAGCUCCAUUGUGGGCGAUGUGCGCUGGUGACGAGCUCAAGCCACCUGCUAAGCAGCAACAUGGGCCCGAAGAUCGACCAGGCGGAGUGCGUGAUCCGCAUGAACGACGCGCCCACGACGGGCUACGAGAAGGACGUGGGCAAUCGCAGCACUGUGCGUGUCGUGGCGCACUCCAGCGUUUACCGCGUCAUCCGACGGCCCCAGGAAUUUCUCAACAAAACGCCUGAUGCCAUCCUUAUCUUCUGGGGACCCCCCUCCAAGAUUGGCCGGGAAGCCAAGGGCACCCUCUUCAGGCUCCUGCAGAAGGUUGGCAUGGCCUUUCCAAACCUGUCGGCCUUCAUCGUGGCCCCCACGAGAAUGCAGCGCUUCGACGAGCUCUUCCACAAGGAGACGGGCCGAGACAGGGAGAAGUCGCGCUCCUGGCUCAGCACGGGCUGGUUCACCAUGGUGAUCGCCAUCGAGUUGUGUGACAGCAUUCAAGUCUACGGGAUGGUGCCGCCCUACUACUGCAGCUCCAGGCCACAGCCCAAGAAGCGGCCCUACCACUACUACGAGCCCAAGGGGCCUGACGAAUGUACCACCUACAUCCAGAACGAGCGAGGGCGCCGGGGCAAUCACCACCGCUUUAUCACCGAGAAGCAGGUGUUUGCUCGCUGGGCCAAGCUCUACAACAUCACCUUCUCCAACCCUCGGUGGUGAGUGCCAAGACGGACUGAAUCCCAGUGCCCUGGGAAGGGGGCAUCUCCCUGAGGUGAAGUGCCAGGAAGGCCUCACUGUGCUGUCCUGUCCAGCUCUUGAUGAACCACGACUGCCAGAAAGGUGCCAGCCUGAAGAAGCGGCAAGAGAUGUGCUCGACAGCAUGGGGCGGUCCAGCCGAAGGGCUACCGUGUGCUGUCACACAGCUGAGGACCAAGUGUGCCCGAGCGUGUUCUUGCUGUUUGGAAGGGUGCUGCCACUCGCCAUCUUUUCAGUCCAUGCCACAGGUGACGGGUCUGGCCACUUUAGGGAAGACUACGUGUUCUGCAAAAUGCCACUGCACAUCAUGACAUGUCACAGCACACCCCUGAUUGUUUUGCUACACACUGAAUGAGAACAAGCUGGCGCACAAGUCCUGUGUGCUGGCACACUUUUAGGGGCUCAUGGUAGUGUGGCCUUUUGUCUGCAUGUCACUCCCGGGUGAAGGGCGUCACUGUGUCACAACACCUAAAUGAAGACCACGACCAAGGGUGUGCCAGCAGAGCUGCGCGACAUCACUCGUGAGCCAGGCCACUAGAGGCGGCCAGGGCAGUGAACGCUGUGUGGGGUCGAGCCUCCGUAAAGCCCGCCAUUUCACCACCCACUCAUCCCUCUAGGGGUCCUGUCCUGAUGUCCAUUUAGUUUUAUAUAGCGCCCCUUCACCAGCCCUGCGUAGAUGAUCAAUUAACUGAAUGAUAUCUGACAGGACCGUCACUGCCAAAUAUGCUUGAGGCCAGUUGGGGACAUUGGGGGGGAAAGAGGAGCAGCAGGGGGAGGCUGACAUUCAUGGAGUCCAGCCUGAAGUGCAAGGGUGGGCAGCGCAGCCCCUCAGUGCUGGCGUGAACCACAGACAUGGCAGGACAGACAGACAGGGUCCUUAUUUUCACGUGGACAGACUACUGACAUCUGCUGAUCUGUCAUUAUCACAAAAACCAAACGACAGGCAAAGAGCAGGCGAGCGCAGGACCCCAUCAGUGACAAACAUCACAGAAAUGAAAACAAGUGAAAGUGACAAGAAUCACCAGGGGGGACACAGCAGAGGUAAAGGGCCACAAGGCUGGGGCAGCAGGGCGGCCAUCAGAGCCCCACUCCUCAUGUAUGUAAUUAGGGUGGCAUGAGGAGUAAAUAGGAAUGGCUGGAGGUGGAGCUUUACAUACAGCCAAUGGAAGGCCUUGGAGGGCGGGGCUUCAGACAAGGGUAGGAUAGGAGUGUCCAGGGGGCAAAGGUUUGGAUGCAAAUUGGGGGAGCCAGGAGUCAAUAUUGGGCAGGGGCUUACACAGGGAUAGGGUGCCAGCGGUAAAUAAUAAUCUAAAGUGGGGGGCCCUCAUGCCCAGACCAAAAGUAAAUAUCAGAAUAAAGGAAGGCCUGGGGAGGGGCUUCAGACAAGAUGGGAGGGGUCAGGGCAAGAGGUGAACAGCUGGCCAUAGGGUGACCUGGGGGAGGAGUCUGAGCAACAGAUGGGUGGGGCCAGAGGUGAAUAGCUGGCCACAGGGUGACUUGGGGGAGGGGCCACAUCAACAGAUGGGCGGGGACAAGGUUGGGUUGGGGUGGAGCUCAGGCCCAUUUCUGACAGUCUCUGAUGGGCAGCAGGGCAGGAAUCCAGAAGGCCACAGGUGCAAAUGUGAAAGGCGCUAUAUGACCUGCUGAAUAGUAGGCUGCUGCCUGAACUGCCAGUUUAUCUUCUGAGCCAACAGAGUUCUGGCACGGCUGCUGCUACAAGAAAUGCACCUGAAAGUAUUCAAUCACACUGGCCACGCUUUCAUGGCACACAUGCUGUCCUUCAGUGUGCCCACUAUUUGGCUGGUGAUGAGAAAAGGCCUUGUGGUGUACGCAAUUACUACUCUGUAUAUAGUGCCUUGAUCGCCAUUUCCUUUACUGGUAUUCUUCCCAGAAGAGCGGGCACAGGUGGGCUUUGUGUUGGGAGGUGGGAUUGCUCUCACAGAAUGCCAGCUGAUUUUCUUCAGCUCAUUAACAUAUGAAUUCCUCAGAACUUUGGCGGAUUGUGACGGCCAUCCCAGAAAGUCCAGCAGCCUCCUCACAUGUUGAGCACAUUAAAGAACAGGCGGCUGGUGCAGGGGUCCAGGACCCCCGACACAUUCUGUCAUUCAGACCCUUUUUCUUCUUGAGUUUUCUGGCCUAUCCAUGCCGUCCGACUGUCCAACCUCCUCAAGUGUCCAAAACUGCACAAGCAUUUGGCCUGAAGGGUGAAGCAGACAAAAAGCUGGUGGUGGCACCGCUGCAGGGUCCCUUUACAGGUCAAAGUUCAUACACGAAUGCCAACAGAGCAGCGACAACAUGCGAGUGCCAGCCCAUCUUCAUGUCUACUGACUUCACUCUGCUGUUCAUGUCACUGUCCUCAAGCUCGCUACCGGUCGCCACAAAGCCAUUAAUUACACGGGGCAGUGGUGGUCAUUCAAGAGGGCAUGGCUGACUUCUUUGAUUGGCCACUGAAGACUUCUCAUGCGAAAAACAAAAGCGCACACUUGCCAGUCCACCAGUUGGGCCAAUAGGGUCAUGGUGGCAGAAGUGACCACUGUCCCAGGUUUCCCUUACUUGUCACUCGCUGGUGGGCGAGCCUCUCACCAAACAGCAAGGAGCACACGGUGGGCGCCAACACUGCCAAUAAUGGGGACUUGCAUAGAAUGGUCGCUAGCAAUGCCCGCCUGCCUGCCUGCCUGCCCGCUCUCUCCGCUCAGGAUGAGGGGGCAUUUUGUACUUUUGUGAUUUAUUGAGGGUGACUGACGCUGUGUCUUUUCAUGCGCUUUAUUUUGUAGUUGUUUUCUAACGAGUUUAUGUACCUCGGCGGCUCAGCGUGCCCAGUCUGCCUUUGUUAUUCGUCCAGUGGCGGCUUCAUGACGUGGGCUGUGAGACUCAAUAAAGCCACCUGAGGCUUCCACCA
This is a messenger RNA of Polypterus senegalus (gray bichir), 4309 nucleotides long. RefSeq names its product ST6 (alpha-N-acetyl-neuraminyl-2,3-beta-galactosyl-1,3)-N-acetylgalactosaminide alpha-2,6-sialyltransferase 6 (gene st6galnac6). Bases 448 to 1374 code for a protein of 308 amino acids. Gene Ontology annotation, molecular function: alpha-N-acetylgalactosaminide alpha-2,6-sialyltransferase activity. NCBI's taxonomy places the organism in Eukaryota, Metazoa, Chordata, Cladistia, Polypteriformes, Polypteridae. Gene Ontology annotation, biological process: oligosaccharide metabolic process; ganglioside biosynthetic process. The transcript has 6 exons. The record is from RefSeq and is a predicted model, not a curated record.